GCCUCCUGCAGACCGUUACUUUUUUUUUUUUUUUAAUGGUGCGGGGGCCUUUUAGGGGUGCGUUCUUGUCCCUGUGGCCCUUUGGCAGCCCCGGUGCGUGUCCUCGCACUGCGGGAAGGGAUAGGUGGGUUUGGCGGCUUCGGGGAACCCAGACCCGUGGGGAUGUCCGCGCGAUCGAUCCCGCCUCCGGCUUCCCGGCGCCUCCGGGCUCGUCGCCCCCGCCGCGCGCCACCCCCAGGCCUCGCCGUCCAGUUUUCCUCCGGGUCAGACUUUGUGGUCGAGACCCGCCCCCGCGUCGCCUGGACCCUCCUCAAAAGGUCACUUCCCCUCCCCGGCGUGAGUCGCGCGGUGCCCCGGAGCACGGAGCCGACCCUCGCUCGGCUCCUCCCCGCCCUGCAGCCCGCGCCCUCCGCACAAGCCUUGCCUUGUCUCGCCGUCUGCAUCUCGGGUUUUCCGUGGCUGGCCUCGGGUUACGCCUUUUUUCCAGGGCGGAGUCCGGAGCACAGCUCCUCCUCUCAGCGGGCUCGGCUCGGCUUGCUUCCCCUUUUCCCAGAAUCUUCCCGGGGAGUCGGAAUCCGGGCGCUCAGCUCAGCCCGGCUGCGGGCCUGGGUGUCGCCUAGGGCGUGCUGCUAGCCAUGGCUGCGUCAGCCCCGGAACCCCGGCUUCUGCUCCUGCUCCUGCUCCUGUUGCUGCUGCCGCCGCUGCCCCCGGUCACUUCUGCCUCCGAUCGGCCCCGGGGCGCCAGUCCUGUCAACCCAGACAAAUUGCUGGUGAUCACUGUGGCCACGGCCGAGACGGAGGGGUACCGGCGUUUUCUGCAAUCUGCGGAGUUCUUUAACUACACUGUGCGGACCCUGGGCCUGGGACAGGAGUGGCGAGGGGGUGAUGUCGCUCGAACAGUUGGUGGAGGCCAGAAGGUCAGGUGGCUCAAGAAGGAAAUGGAGAAAUAUGCAGACGAGGAAGACAUGGUCAUCAUGUUUGUGGACAGCUACGAUGUGAUUCUGGCGAGCAGCCCAACAGAGCUGCUAAAGAAGUUUGUUCAGAGCGGCAGUCAUCUGCUGUUCUCUGCUGAGAGCUUCUGCUGGCCUGAGUGGGGACUGGCAGAGCAGUACCCAGAAGUGGGCACAGGGAAGCGUUUCCUCAACUCCGGUGGAUUCAUUGGCUUCGCUCCCACCAUCCAUCAGAUUGUCCGCCAGUGGAAAUACAAAGACGACGAUGAUGAUCAAUUGUUCUACACUCGACUGUACCUGGACCCGGGGCUGCGGGAAAAACUCAAACUUAGUCUGGACCAUAAAUCCCGGAUCUUCCAGAACCUCAAUGGAGCCUUAGAUGAAGUGGUCUUAAAGUUCGACCAGAAUCGUGUGCGCAUCCGAAAUGUGGCCUACGACACGCUUCCUGUUGUGGUCCAUGGAAAUGGUCCCACUAAGCUCCAGCUCAACUACCUGGGGAACUAUGUCCCCAAUGGUUGGACUCCCAAGGGAGGCUGUGGAUUCUGCAACCAGAACCUGAGGACACUCCCGGGGGGGCAGCCUCCCCCCCGGGUGCUUCUGGCCGUGUUUGUGGAGCAGCCUACCCCCUUCCUACCUCGGUUCCUGCAGCGCCUACUGCUCCUGGAUUACCCACCCGACAGGAUCUCUCUCUUCCUUCACAACAACGAGGUGUACCACGAGCCUCACAUUGCAGAUGCCUGGCCACAGCUCCAGGACCACUUCUCAGCUGUAAAGCUAGUGGGGCCAGAGGAGGCCCUGAGUGCAGGGGAGGCCAGGGACAUGGCCAUGGAUAGCUGUCGGCAGAACCUUGAAUGUGAGUUCUACUUUAGCCUGGAUGCUGAUGCUGUCCUUACGAACCCGGAGACCUUGCGUAUCUUGAUUGAGCAGAACAGGAAGGUAAUAGCUCCCAUGCUUUCCCGCCAUGGCAAGCUCUGGUCCAACUUCUGGGGUGCCCUGAGCCCCGAUGAGUACUAUGCUCGCUCCGAAGACUAUGUGGAACUGGUGCAGCGGAAGCGAGUGGGCGUGUGGAAUGUCCCCUACAUAUCCCAGGCAUACGUGAUCCGUGGCGAGACCCUGAGGACAGAGCUGCCCCAAAAGGAGGUGUUCUCCAGCAGCGACACAGACCCAGAUAUGGCUUUCUGUAAGAGCGUCCGGGACAAGGGCAUCUUCCUCCACCUCAGCAACCAGCAGGAGUUUGGCCGGCUGCUGGCUACUUCUCACUAUGACACAGACCACCUACACCCGGAUCUCUGGCAGAUCUUUGACAACCCUGUGGACUGGAAAGAACAGUACAUUCACGAGAACUACAGCCGGGCCCUGGAUGGGGAGGGGCUGGUGGAACAGCCAUGUCCAGAUGUGUACUGGUUCCCACUGCUGACGGAGCAGAUGUGUGAUGAGCUGGUGGAGGAAAUGGAACACUAUGGCCAGUGGUCUGGAGGCCGGCAUGAGGAUUCCAGGUUGGCUGGAGGAUACGAGAAUGUUCCCACCGUGGAUAUCCACAUGAAGCAGGUGGGGUACGAGGACCAGUGGCUUCAGCUGCUGAGGACGUAUGUGGGGCCCAUGACAGAGUACCUGUUCCCUGGCUACCACACCAAGACACGGGCGGUGAUGAACUUCGUGGUCCGCUACCGGCCAGAUGAGCAGCCCUCACUUCGGCCACACCAUGACUCGUCUACCUUCACUCUCAAUGUCGCCCUCAACCACAAGGGUGUGGAUUAUGAGAUACCCCAGGACCACCAGCCCAGGGAUGGCCCCACCCCCUGUGGGCUGGGCCCUCCCACAUCAAUCAUCAAGAACUGCCUCCACUGCUCACCUACAGGCCAGCCUGACAGAGGUAUUUCCUCAGUUGAGGCGCUUCCAUCCCUGACAUCCCAGCUUGUGUCAAGCUGACAGAAUCCCAACUAGCACAACUGCUCUCCUUCCUCCUCCUGCUCCCUUGUCUCAGUGGUUAUGUCCCUGUUGCUGCCACACACUCCCUGACAAAACAGUGGAAGGAAGGAAGGAAGGAAGGAAGGAAGGAAGGAAGGAAGGAAGGAAGGAAGGAAGGAAGGAAGGAGGGGGGAGGGAGGGAAGGGUGGGUCUAAGUCUGAGGGACGGUACCUCAUGGUAAGGCACAGCAAAGAUUGAGGCUGCUCGUUAUGUCAUGUCCAAAUCAGGAAGCAGAGGGAGAAUCCUGGUGCCCAGCUUGCUUUGUCUUUUUUAUUCAGUCCUAGAAGCCAGCCCAUGGGAUGGCACACCCUGAUUCAGGGUGGCUUUCCUCGCCCCCUUUAACCCAUUCUAGAAAUUCCCACUCAGGCCAGGCGGUGGUAGCGCAUGCCUUUAAUCCCAGCACUUGGGAGGCAGAGGCAGGUGGAUUUCUGAGUUCAAGGCCAGCUUGAUCUACAGAGUGAGUUCCAGGACAGCCAGAGAGCUACACGGAGAAACCCUGUCUCGGGAAAAAAAACAAAGAAACUCCCACUCAGAUAUUGCCAGAGGUUUGUUUCCAUGAUGGUUCUAAAUUCCAGGUUGACAGUCCAGAUUAAGAGCCACACAGCCUCCCUUGCCUGUCUCGCCAGCCCGUUGGAUUGGUUCCUCUCCUACCACAGCCGUUGCCCCCCUGCGCCCGCAUCGCCAUGUGAGCUAACCUUAGUUUUAUUU
This is a messenger RNA of Mastomys coucha (southern multimammate mouse), 3626 nucleotides long. It is a transcript of the gene Plod3, whose product is annotated as procollagen-lysine,2-oxoglutarate 5-dioxygenase 3. Gene Ontology annotation, biological process: peptidyl-lysine hydroxylation. NCBI's taxonomy places the organism in Eukaryota, Metazoa, Chordata, Mammalia, Rodentia, Muridae. The record is from RefSeq and is a predicted model, not a curated record. The coding region runs from base 636 to 2879 and encodes 747 amino acids. Gene Ontology annotation, cellular component: endoplasmic reticulum. Gene Ontology annotation, molecular function: procollagen glucosyltransferase activity; L-ascorbic acid binding; iron ion binding. The transcript is spliced from 19 exons.